UUUAUGGCAACAUCACAUGAGACGGCAGUUGGUUCAGAGAUAUCUGGAAUACUUGGAGGAGCGUCAGAAGCCCCAGUUUUUCUUAAACGAGUUUCGUUUGAUACCUUUGAUAAUAGGGAUGCUCGUGAUUUUAGUUUAACGUUACGUGCAACACAUCGUUCGUAUACAUAUAGUUAUCGUUCUCGUACAUUUUUAUGUGGAAUUGAUCAGAAUGAUUAUUCAGAAUCGGCUUUAGAUUGGUUGAUUGAAGUGUUAGUUGAAGAUGGAGAUGAAAUUAUUGCAUUGAGAGUAAUUGAUCCAGGAUCCCGUAUGGCAGCUGGGUUAUCGAUGCAAGAAAAGAUGUAUCGUAAAGAUGCAGACCUAUUGAUGGAACGUAUUCUUCAAAAAAAUGAAGAAUCCAAAGCGAUUUCUGUUAUGGUUGAAUUUGCAAUGGGAAAAGUGACAACGACUCUAUUACACCGGAUUCAUAUUUAUCAGCCGGAUUCUCUUAUAAUUGGAACACGUGGUAAAGGACUUGGGCUUCAAAGUUUACUUCCAGGAUCGAUUUCCAAAUAUUGCUUGGCAACUUCACCUGUGCCUGUCAUUGUUGUUCGUCCUGACAGAAAACGAGAAGAAGCUAAGUCAAAACGACUUGCAAAUCCUUUACGACAAUCGUAUGUUGAAAUACUUGAAAAAUCAAAUAGUUCAAUGGAUUUUCGAACACUAAAUCAAUCGACGCAAGCAGAAAAACCAAGUAGUACAAUAAAAAGUCAUUUUGGUAUUUUUGGAGGAUCAAAAUAUAAACGACUUUCUGUUUAAUCUAUUAAAAACG
Messenger RNA from Pneumocystis murina B123, 811 nucleotides. RefSeq lists its product as hypothetical. The transcript has 5 exons. The record is from RefSeq and is a predicted model, not a curated record. NCBI's taxonomy places the organism in Eukaryota, Fungi, Ascomycota, Pneumocystomycetes, Pneumocystales, Pneumocystaceae. Bases 4 to 798 code for a protein of 264 amino acids.